AUGAGUUUUAGUUUCAAUACUGCUACUACAACGUCGACGAGUACGUUCGGUACCACUACACCGUCUACCGGAUUUUCUUUUGGCAGUGGUGAUACAAAUAAGCCAUCUUUAUUUGGAACCAACAAUGCAGCUCCCGAAAAUAAACCAGCAUUUAACUUUUCAAGUCCAAGCGGUAGUACAUUUGCCUUUGGUGGUGCUAAAACAACUGCUGCUACAUCUUCCCUGUUUUCAACUCCGACAACAAGCACAGUGUCAGCUUUUGGAGCAAAUAAACCAGCAACCUUUGGUGCCUUCUCGUCACCGCCUAACCAGACUGUAGGCGCUCCCGGCUUUGGACAAACCGCUGGACAAAAUGUGGCACAGAAUCUAUCAUUCGGAAGUACACCACAACAACCUGCACCAUUCAGCAGUCCAGCCAACCAAGCUGGAGCACCACCUAGUUUUGGCGCUUCACCUAGUGGUGGAAGCUUUGCCCUCAAUAAACCGCAAGGCUCUCUUUCAACAGGUUUCGGCCUCACGACACCUGCAUCUGGAUUCUCCGCGCAACCAGCCACAACUACAACUUCAACAGCUUUAACAACACAACCCAGUUUCCUUGGCUCCGGUGCAGCUUCCAGCUUCGGUGCCAAGCCUGCUUCCUCCUUCAGCUUCGCCAAUACAGCAAUGACACCGUCAUCAGGUUUCGCUCUACCUGGUCAACAGUCACAACAACAACAACAACAGACGCAACAACAGCAGACACAGCAACAACAACAGCAACAGACACAGCAACAACAACAGCAACAAGCACAACAGCAGACAACGUCUACAGGACUAAGUUUCGGACAGAAUACUGCGAUCGGAUCGGGUUUUCAGGGUACAUCUUCGCUUGGUUUUAAUAUUCCAGCUACUACAGCUGCAGCUUCUACUGGAUUAGGUGGUUUCGGCAUAACAACUUCCCAACCAACGGGUUUGCUACCAAGUUUUGGCACUACAACAUCGUCCGCUCAACCCACAACAGGGCUUAAUUUCGGUACGACUCCAGCCACUUCUACUCAAGGAUUAUCUUUCGGCUUAACAACUAGUACUGUGCCGACUACGAAUCCACCUUCUACAGGCCUUAGUUUCGGGACCACCACAGCGGCCACCGGACUAAAUUUGGCAACAAGCACACCUAGUUUUGGAGUAACAACUUCAGCUCAACCAACAACGGGUCUCAGUUUUGGUACAACAACUACACCGCAACCAACAACUGGCCUUAACUUUGGCACAACAACUACACCCCAACCAACAACUGGCCUUAAUUUUGGCACAACAACUACAUCGCAGCCAACAACUGGCCUUAAUUUCGGUACAACAACUAAACCACAAUCAACAACUGGCCUUAGUUUUGGCACAACAACGACAUCUCAACCUAGUUCUGCCCCUGGCCUCAGUUUUGGUACUACUGCUGCAACAACUGGUCUCAGUUUUAGUACAGCGACAACCACUCAAGCUAGUACUGGGCUUGGCUUUGGUGCAACAACGACUUCGGCUGUUGCGACGAGUGGUGGGUUCGGAUUCACUGGCACUAGUACAGCAUCCGCGAUUGGCUUUGGUAUCAAACCGACCUCCACAUCAGCCACUUCUACAGCGUCAACAGCAGCACCGUCUGGUAUCACGGCUCUUGGUAAAACUACUACCACUAUGGCCUCAUUAACUACAGCUACAACAACAACUACCGCAGCGCCCCCCCAAAAUAUAACUUCCAUCACAUUCGCACAGCUCGAGGAGAAUAUAAACAAGUGGACUUUAGAAUUGGAAGAACAAGAGAAGACAUUCAUCAAUCAAGCAACUCAGAUCAACGCGUGGGAUAGGCUACUCAUUUCUAAUGGAGAGAAGAUAGUGGAACUAAAUGAUGCAGUACAAACAGUGAAGAAUGAGCAGCAAAGCUUGGAACACGAAUUGGACUUCGUACUAGCUCAGCAGAAGGAGCUGGAGGACUUACUGGCGCCAAUGGAGAAGCAACUUCAGGAGGAGCCAGUGGACAGACUCAGAGACCCAGAAAGAGAACAUAUGUAUACUCUGGCCGAAAAUCUAGACACCCAACUGAGGCAAAUGUCUGAAGAUCUAAAAGAAGUAAUAGAGUGUCUCAACGAGACUAACAGGAGUCAGGACAGUAAUGAUCCUAUAGUUCAAAUCGGGCGUAUCCUUAACGCACAUAUGUCAUCAAUGCAGUGGAUAGACAACUCCAUAGCGCAGAUAUCUACCAAACUGGACCAGCUCAAGGCCACCCACGACACGUUGCGCAGAGACAACGAAAGAUCAUUCCAGCUGACCUACAAUUAA
Molecule: messenger RNA, 2307 nt
Organism: Arctia plantaginis
Lineage: Eukaryota; Metazoa; Arthropoda; Insecta; Lepidoptera; Erebidae
Source: the annotation of a GenBank genome assembly